AUGAUUUCUCCAAUGAUUCAAAAAGAUAUUGUGAGUGCAUGUAAAAUAGAGACCGUUAAAGCUAUUCUUGAGAAAUUAAAUGGUGAUUACUUUGCCUUGCUAGUUGAUGAAUCCUUUGAUGUGUCACGCAAGGAGCAAAUGGCUAUUGUAUUUCGGUAUAUUGAUAAAAAGGGAUUUGUGAUGGAGCGACUUAUUGACAUUGUUCAUGUUCAAGAUACUAGUGCUUCAUCUCUAAAGGAGGCAAUUGUUAGUUUACUUGCUCAACAUUCUUUGAGUCCAUCAAGUGUGCAUGGAAAAUGUUAUGAUGGGGCAAGCAAUAUGCAAGGUGAGAUCAAUGGCCUUAAAAUAUUGAUUAGGCAAGAAAGUAGAUCGGCUCAUUCCAUCCAUUGUUUUGCUCAUCAACUUCAACUAACUCUUGUUGGGGUCUCUAAAAAGUAUGUUGAAGUGGGAAAACUUGUAGUAUUGGUCUCAAAUAUUUUAAAUGUAUUGGGAUCUUCUUUUAAAUGUAUGGAUGAAUUACGUGAUUCUCAAAAAGAAAUAAUUAAAGAGGCAUUAGAUAUGGGUGAACUUACAACCGGUAGGGGAUUGAAUCAACAACUUGGUCUUUCAAGAGCUUGUGACACUCAUUGGGGAUCUCAUUACAAAUCCUUUAAUAAUUCUAUUAUUAUGUUUGGCUCUAUUCUUGAUGUUCUUGAAUCACUUGAUCUUGAUGCACUAAAUUUGGAUGAAAGAGCUAAGGCAAUGGGAUAUCUCGAAGCUUGCCGAACAUACAAGGUUGCGUUCAUGUUGCAUUUGAUGAGAAAUGUCUUAGAAAUUACAAAUGAGCUUAAUAAAUGCUUACAAAAAAAGGAGCAAGAUAUUGUAAAUGCCAUGCUACUUAUUGAAGUAGAAAAGAGAAGGUUGCAAGUUUUAAGGGAUGAUGAAUGGGGCUCUCCUAUUGCUAAGGUAUCUACGUUUUGUAUCAAACAUGAUGUUUUGAUACCUAAUUUUGAGGAGCCAUAUGUUAGCUCUUUAAGAUCAUGA
This is a messenger RNA of Solanum dulcamara, 1023 nucleotides long. RefSeq lists its product as uncharacterized. NCBI's taxonomy places the organism in Eukaryota, Viridiplantae, Streptophyta, Magnoliopsida, Solanales, Solanaceae. Bases 1 to 1023 code for a protein of 340 amino acids. The transcript has a single exon. The record is from RefSeq and is a predicted model, not a curated record.